Eublepharis macularius is the source of this 491-nucleotide messenger RNA. RefSeq names its product high mobility group protein HMG-I/HMG-Y-like. Lineage: Eukaryota; Metazoa; Chordata; Lepidosauria; Squamata; Eublepharidae. The record is from RefSeq and is a predicted model, not a curated record. The coding region runs from base 73 to 369 and encodes 98 amino acids. Gene Ontology annotation, cellular component: nucleus; chromatin. Gene Ontology annotation, biological process: regulation of DNA-templated transcription. The transcript has 6 exons. Gene Ontology annotation, molecular function: DNA binding.
AGGGAUGUCAAGAAGCAGCAACAUCUUUCUAUAAGCCCAGUUCAUCAUAGAGAAGAUCAGCGAAGGUCCACUAUGAGCACACUUGCAAAGUCAGAAUCAGCCCCUCUGACUGAGCAGCCAAAAAGAAAGCGGGGACGGCCAAGGAAGCUGCCAGAGGAAUCUGCUGGACCAUUGCUCCCAAAGAAACCUCGGGGGAGGCCAAAAGGAAGCAAAGAGCUGCAUGCUGGUGGUAGACAGAAGGUACAUGCUUCAACUGAAAAAAGCCUAGAGGAAGACCACGAAAAUGGGUUCUCAUACAGGAGGAAGUAUGUCAGAAAGCCAGUGCUCAAGCGAGCUGUGAGCCAAGUUCUAGCACACAGCCUGCCAUAGCAGGCACUUCUGUGAAGGGGUGUCACAGAACAAAAGAACUCAGAUGAUCAUCAAACACCUCCCCAGCUGUGGUUCAGCAUCAGUUCACUUGUUGAUGUGUCAUGAAAGUAAAAACAAAACAA